Molecule: messenger RNA, 1601 nt
Organism: Helianthus annuus (common sunflower)
Lineage: Eukaryota; Viridiplantae; Streptophyta; Magnoliopsida; Asterales; Asteraceae
Product: chaperone protein DnaJ
Exons: 11
Coding region: 81-1544 (487 amino acids)
Biological process (GO): response to heat; protein refolding
Cellular component (GO): cytoplasm
Molecular function (GO): heat shock protein binding; ATP binding
Source: RefSeq, a predicted model, not a curated record
AAUAUUUUCCCAUCCAUCCAGAAGAGAAGCAAAAGCCCUCCCUCUGAAACGGAAAGAAAGAAAGUACCGGAAGGAAGGCCAUGGCUUGUUUAUGCCCCUCUUUCUUUCCCAGCGCCUCCACCUCUUCACUUCCAGUUGUCAGAAUUACUACUGCAUCUUCGCGCCGUCGGCGACUCAUUUGCGCCGCUGCCACUCCUGACUACUACAAACUUCUUAAACUUCCUAAAAACGCUACUUUGCAGGAGAUUAAAUCCUCCUAUCGAUCUCUUGCUCGGAAGUAUCAUCCGGAUAUGAACAAGAGUGAUGGGGCAGAAGAAAAGUUCAAAGAAAUAAGUGCUGCAUAUGAGGUCUUAUCUGAUGAAGAGAAACGAUCAUUAUAUGAUCGUUAUGGCGAGGCUGGGGUACGAGGGGAAUAUGAUGGAUCAGGUGCUGGUUCUCAGGAGGUGGACCCGUUUGAUGUGUUUGGCACCUUUUUUGGGGAUUCAAAUGGGUUUUUUGGCGGUAUGAACGAGUCAGGAGGAAAUAAUUUCAAUUUCAGAAGCAAGGGAACCCGUGCCCUCAACAUUUGGCAAGAUGUGUAUUUGAGCUUUGAAGAGUCAAUAUUCGGAGCAAAACGGGACAUUGAAGUCUCCUGCUUUGAGACAUGUGAUCGUUGUGGUGGAACAGGAGCUAAAUCAAGCAAUUGUAUAAUAUCAUGUAGCCGUUGUAAAGGUAGAGGAGCAGUGGUAGAAACUCAGAAAACACCAUUUGGGGUCAUGUCUCAGGUAUCUAGUUGCUCAAAGUGCGGUGGUGAUGGUAAGAUUAUAACCGAACACUGUAAGUACUGUGGAGGCAAAGGUGAAGUGAAGUCACUGAGACGUGUCAAAGUGGUGAUCCCACCGGGCGUGUAUGAUGAAGCCACCAUGCGAAUGGAAGGAGAGGGUAAUGUUGACAAAAACAGGAAUAGAGUUGGUGAUUUGUAUUUAGUCCUUCACGUCAACCAAAAACAAGGAAUACGAAGGGAGGGUCUUCAUCUUUACUCAGAUAUUAAAAUUGAUUAUUCACAGGCAAUAUUAGGUACUGUUAUUAAGGUUGAAACGGUUGAAGGUCUAAAAGACCUUCAUGUUCCUUCUGGGGUUCAGCCUGGAGAAACCAUAAAACUUUCAAAAAUGGGAGUUCCAGAUGUCAAUAAACCGUCUGUUAGAGGGCAUCAUCACUUUAUUGUGAAUGUCCAGAUCCCAAAAUAUAUCAGCAAUGAGGAACGCCAAUUGGUUGAAAAGUUGGCGGCGAUACGAAAUCACACAAUUUAUGGAGGACAGGAUGAUAAGCACAAAAAGGAUUCUUCAAGCCACACCAGCAAAAGGCCUACUACAUCUUUAUGGAACUCGAUCUGGGCCAUAUUAGGGCGCGGACAAUCUGAGGAUAGAUUUGCUUCAACAAGCAUGUGCCCCCUGCCGGUGUACCUGAAGUAUCAGUCACCAAAUUCUCCAGCCAUGGUUCUUACCGCCAUAGUUAUUAUCAUGACAUGUAUGUUUAACACCACACGUAACAGAAAAAAACCUUAAACAAAACCAAACAUGUAUUCACUAUUUUUAUAAAAUCUUUUCUAUGCUGACUCAUCA